Zophobas morio is the source of this 1440-nucleotide messenger RNA. RefSeq lists its product as uncharacterized. The record is from RefSeq and is a predicted model, not a curated record. Gene Ontology annotation, molecular function: nucleic acid binding. The coding region runs from base 1 to 1440 and encodes 479 amino acids. The transcript is spliced from 2 exons. Lineage: Eukaryota; Metazoa; Arthropoda; Insecta; Coleoptera; Tenebrionidae.
AUGAAUCGGCGAAAGGGGCAAACUUUAAGAAGCGGGGCCAGGGAAAUAAUUCUUAAUGUAACUCAACGUUGUGAGGAAGAAGCAAUAAAUAAAGCCUUCAAUAUCCCUCUUCAUGCUCCUACAAAAAGGGCCGCAUUUUAUACAGGUGUUGGGGAGACUACAAUUAAAAAAAUUAAGCGCGAACAUCAAGACAGAAUGCAAAAUGAGCCCGAUGCAUUACUGAAAUCUCCGGGAAAAAAAAGACAUAGGCCAGAUAUUUGUGAAAAAAUUGACGAUUUUGAUUUUCAAGUCAUAAGAAGGACCAUUGAAGACUGUUAUUUAGUUGACAAACGAGUGCCAACCUGUCAGCAACUCGUCGCAAAAAUUCGCCAAAAAAUAGAUUUUCCCUAUGGACGAAGAAGUUUGAAUAGACUUCUUAAAAAAAAUGGUUUUUUCUGGAGAAAAUGUAAGAAUAAAAGAAAGGUGCUUAUGGAGCGACCACAGAUUAUGCAUUGGCGGUUACUGUACCUGCGGGCAUUAAAAAAAUACCAAAAUGAGGAGAAAAGUAUAAUAUACAUAGAUGAAACAUGGGUAGACAACGAUAUGACAGUAAAAAAAUGUUGGCAAAGCGAUGUCCAUAAAGUGUUUGGCGUAACGAGUGGCAUUAGAUCUACCGGUCGCUUAAUAGUGGUACAUGGAGGGUCGGUACAGGGGUUUGUUAAAAAAGCCGAAUUAGUCUUUAGAUCGGGCACGAGUACAGGAGAUUACCACGGACAAAUGAAUGCCACGAAUUUUGAAAAGUGGCUAACAGAACGUUUAUUUCCAAACAUACCUCCGAACUCCGUAAUUGUAUUAGACAAUGCUCCGUACCAUUCCACUUUGGUCAAUAAAGUACCAACUACCUCAUCUACGAAAGGGACGAUAAUGGAUUGGUUGAGGGCCAACAAUAUUCCAUUUAACUCCUCCAUGCGAAAGGUAGACUUAAUGCAAAUCGUUCUUCAACAUAAGCCGCUUGAAAAGCAGUAUAAAGCAGAUGAAAUUAUUCGGGCACAUGGACAUAUUCCUUUGAGACUACCGCCGUACAUGUGUGAACUGAACCCAAUUGAACUUGCAUGGGCUGCAGUAAAACGAUACAUACGAGACAGGAAUACCACAGGAGAAAUGAGCAUUAACCAGCUAACAGAAUUAACCUACCAAGCAAUCUCUGCAAUACGGCCUGAAGACUGGCAAAAUUACGUCAGGCAUGUAAAAAAAAUUGAAGACGAGUACUGGGAGAGGGAUGGUAGGAUAGAAGAUGCAGUGGAUGAAAUAAUUAUACAAUUGGGCGAAUCUGAUGAUGAAGAUGAUGACUUAUUUUCAAUCGCUUCAUCAUCUGCAUCCGAAUCUAGCGACAUUGAGGGCGUCGAAACCCUUAAUUGGCCUUCCACCUCUCCUUCCACUUCGUCUGACGGUUGCAAAUGA